AUGAGCAGCAUGGCUGCCGCAUCGCUGGACUCUAUUGCUGCAGGAGAGCAACUUAUGCAACUCGACCAGGCUAUUACUUUGACACUGCAAGAAAUUGAUGAAAACUUUUCUCAAGCACACCAAAUCGUCACCUCACGAAUAUUGCCUGCCAUCCGUGAAUACGAGUCAUCAUGCUCUCAAACUUGGCAGAGUGCGCGGUUUUGGAAGCAGUUUUUUGAAGCUUCUGCACAAGUAUCACUGUCCCAGCAACCUUUCGAAGAAGUAGAUGGAUCUAUCAAUAAUUGCUCUGAUACUACAGAAAAUCAGGUUCUAGCCAAGGGCUCGCAUGAUGAUAUUACACAUGUAACCCAAGAGAGCGGUCCAAUGGCAUCCCCCCCUCGCAUGAGCACAAGUGUUUAUGCCUAUUCAAAUGACAGUUCGCAACUUGAUACACCAUUUGAGCGACUAAAACGAGAUGUUGAGGCUAGUCGGCAAGAUGAUUUGAACAAAGCGCCAGAAAGGCCUCUUAAAGAGGCGGACAUGUCAAUGCCUACAGAUUCAUCUGUGAUAUUGUCUGAUAUUCCCAAAUCGUCAAGUCCCACUAAAUUGAGACGGCGUUCCUCAGCUCGGCCACGUAUUAGUGUUGUAGCCAGCCGGGAUGGACAACCGACAACCAAUCCCUUCACGACUGGUGACACGUCGAAGUCUUGGAAUGGCAUUGCUGAUCUACGGACAACACCACUCCGUUCGAAUCAGCAUUAUCGUGAUGAGAGUGGUGAUACAUCAUUAGCUCUGCCUGAUGGUAUGUCACCACCUGUAACGAUGCAAUUCAGUGUGCCGCAAAGCAAAUACAAGAAAACGCCGGCCAAAGAAGCUGCAAGAAGAGUCGUCCACGAUUUGCUGCGCUCUGUGGGAGGAGACGAGGGCGAUCUCACUUUAAAUGAUGUUUCACCCAGCACUGCCGCAUCCCAAACCACACAACGGAAAAGUGUAGUGGGUACCCCAUUGUCUAAAGAAACCCAUCACCGACGUGAUUCAUUGCCAACGCCGCCGACUAUUACAAAAGUGUAUGAAAGUACAGAAAGAUCUAAUGGUCGCGCUGAAGCAAUACAUAGUCGGGCGAAUCUUCUGCUGGAUUCGGGUGAAGGCAUGUUUGAAAACACGUUUGUUGGUGAAGAUGAAGAGAGCGAUGAAGAUGACGAGGACGAGGAAGAAGAUACCUCGUCUUGA
Malassezia globosa CBS 7966 is the source of this 1209-nucleotide messenger RNA. RefSeq lists its product as uncharacterized. Gene Ontology annotation, cellular component: mitotic spindle; mitotic spindle pole body; DASH complex. The transcript has a single exon. Bases 1 to 1209 code for a protein of 402 amino acids. Gene Ontology annotation, biological process: attachment of spindle microtubules to kinetochore. The record is from RefSeq and is a predicted model, not a curated record. Lineage: Eukaryota; Fungi; Basidiomycota; Malasseziomycetes; Malasseziales; Malasseziaceae.